AUGAAUCAAGAUAAUCGACUUGAUGACUUUUCAUCAACCAUUUACUCCUCCACAGAGCCCAUUCAUUAUUCACGCAUUCCAAGAUCGCAACCUCGUAAGGUUCUUCCAGGAACUCAAUAUGUUACCGACGAAUUUCUCGAUAAAAUAUUGGAUUCCGUAUUGACAAGCGAAGAACGAACAGAGUUUGAGUCAAAAACUUUCCUCUCACUCUAUGACCUCAUAUUUCCCAAUGUUCGAAACAAUAGAAAUACAAAGCGUUACAAGAAUAGUUUUCUGAUCUUUAGAAAAGAUUAUCAGGCAAGAAAGAUAGCAGAGCUCGGUCCACAUAGGGGAUCAAGAAUCAACGAUAUUUCUACUGGAGCGGGAGCUGCCUGGAAAAAAUUUUCACCAGAGGAAAAAUACAUGUAUAUGCAACUUUCUUUAUGCGCUAAAAGUCUGCAUAACAAAUUGUGGCCGAAUCAUAACUCCGCAAAAAAGUACGUUAAUUACGGUUACGGCGAGCUUAAGGGACAGUAUCUUACAACAUUCUUAAAAACGCCGUCAAACCAAUUACCUUAUAAUAACGGCUUCACACAUGGCGACAUUUUCAACGAACAAAGCUCGAAUCAAAUUUUCCUUAAUCUAACAACGACUCAUCCUGAAAACACCGACCGCCUAAGAACUCAACCGAUCGUUAACGCUUUAGCGUCCUAUGACAGAUCACUCAUUGACACAAUUAACAAGCAUGUUCGCAUUUAA
This is a messenger RNA of Acaulospora morrowiae, 738 nucleotides long. NCBI's taxonomy places the organism in Eukaryota, Fungi, Glomeromycota, Glomeromycetes, Diversisporales, Acaulosporaceae. The record is from the annotation of a GenBank genome assembly.